GCUGUCUUUGUGGAAAUACCACUGUCAAUUUCCCUAAUUUAAAACGUCAUUUUGAAACAGUUCACCCUCACACUGUUCUCACGGCAUCUGCGCAUUGUCUAAUUUGCAAUAAAGAUUUUCCAAAUGCUCAAGGCGCAAGUGUUCAUUGCCAACGUGCACAUGGUGUUUCAAAAACAAAAACAAACAUUCCACCAAGCCCGACCCCUAUAAUGUCCCGUAUUGCCAUUAAUCCUAAUGUUACAUCAGAUGUUUCAAGUGAAUCUUCUGCUGGUGUUGGUCCUCGCCGUUCAACUAGACGUACUUGUAAUAAACAUUCUUCAUCUGUUGACCAAUCCAUUUUGUCAUCCUCCGUCUCACAAUCUCUACCAUCAAGUUUAUCAACCAAUCCCUGGUGGACUGACGUCGGACCCUGCCAACCAAUCUAAACCACAGGAAAAGGUUCAUGAUUCGGACCCCUUUAAAGAUUCGCUCAAUCAACCUAAACCCAACUCAAGCCCCUUAUCUCGUUUCAUUCAUGAAUGUGGCAACCUUCCUCCCUUAUUCCCACAAAGACCUCCACAAACAGUUGGUCUGACUUCCUCGCCAGCUUCUGCGACGGAAAUUUCCUUAUCUUCUGACGCUAACGACUCCUCCAGGUUCUCCCCUCCCGCAUCGGGUCCUUCCCCGAGACUUUACCAGAAAGACCGUACUUCCUACAGACGGUAUCAGAGACCGACGGCUUCGGAUUUCUUUUCUCCCAGAUCGUCACGACAUCCUUCUAGUCCCUCCUCUCCAGUUGUUCAAACUGAUGCUAAUGACCUUCUUAACUCUGCUAUACCAAAUGAUAGUUCAACGUAUGAAGUACAACCUCCAAUUGAUAGUGAGAUCGAUCCUUUAUCAUCCCCUAACCAAGAUGAUAACAACACGCAAUUCCAACCUUCGCAACCCACUCCAUCUGAUUCAAGUUUGAAAAGAGAUGCUUUUAAGGACAAAUGGACUUCUGCCUUCUCCAGUGACAUCCCAUGGUCAGAGUUCUGUUCACUUUGCGAUGAAUUUGUCGUGGAAACUCGAUCACUUGCUUUAGAAAUUGCAGCAAAUUCUUCUCCGACUUCCUACCGUCCUAAACCUCUUCCCCGUUGUAACCGUCCUUCUGGCCGUCGUACUGCUUUUCGUCAUCGACCACUGUUAUCAAACCCCGCUGAGGCGCAACGCAUUCAAACUUUAUACCGUCAUUCGAGGAAAAAAGCAGCAAGGAAAAUCCUAUCGCCAAACUGUCCUCCCUAUUCAGGAUCAAUUGAAAAUGCCGAAUCGUUUUUCAAGGACACUUUUUCCCUUCGUAAUUGUGAUAUAACGUCUCUUCAAGAUAAACUAAAUGAUCUCACCACUCCAGCUGCAAUUGAUGACUCGUUAUUUACAACUUCAACAAGCAAGGAAAUUCGACGGAAAUUUGUCUCUGCUGCCAAUACGUCUCCGGGUCCUGAUCGCGUUGAAUAUCGCCAUCUAAAGCGAGUUGACCCAUCGUGCUCUAUCCUUUCUCUCCUAUUCAGCCAUUGUUUUAAGAAACGCGACGUUCCGCCAGCCUGGAAAUCGGCGAUUACAGUGCUAAUUUACAAGAAAGGUUCCACAGACAACCCUUCCAACUUUCGACCUAUUGCUCUGAUGUCAUGUCUCUACAAGUUAGUCAUGGGAGUUAUUGCCAAACGGUUAACGUCAUGGGCUAUUGAUAAUGAUCUUUUAUCUAAAGAACAGAAUAGUGCACGUCGUUCCGAAGGCUUUUAUGACCACACAUUUCUCCUUCAGUCCAUCAUUGGUUAA
Paramuricea clavata is the source of this 1794-nucleotide messenger RNA. Lineage: Eukaryota; Metazoa; Cnidaria; Anthozoa; Malacalcyonacea; Plexauridae. The record is from the annotation of a GenBank genome assembly.